Messenger RNA from Schizophyllum commune H4-8, 977 nucleotides. Its product is annotated as peptidase C12, ubiquitin carboxyl-terminal hydrolase 1. Gene Ontology annotation, biological process: ubiquitin-dependent protein catabolic process; protein deubiquitination. Gene Ontology annotation, molecular function: cysteine-type deubiquitinase activity. The transcript is spliced from 8 exons. Gene Ontology annotation, cellular component: cytoplasm. Lineage: Eukaryota; Fungi; Basidiomycota; Agaricomycetes; Agaricales; Schizophyllaceae. Bases 49 to 807 code for a protein of 252 amino acids. The record is from RefSeq and is a predicted model, not a curated record.
AUUCAACAGCAACCACCAAUCGACUUGAUCAAGUACAGGACCAGAAUUAUGCCUACCAACUGGGUCCCACUCGAGAGCAACCCCGAGGUCAUGAACUCGUGGGCGGAGAAGGCCGGCCUUGUCACCAAGCUCACGCAGUUUAGCGAUGUGUAUGGUCUAGACAACGAGCUCCUCGGCAUGGUACCGCAACCAGUCAAGGCCGUCCUUCUUCUCUUCCCCAUCAGCGAUCAACUGGAGGCUAAGCGUCGUGAGGAAGAUGAGAAGAUCAGGACGCACGGUCCUCCCAAGGUCGAUCCCACUGUGAUGUGGAUUAAGCAGACGAUCUCCAACGCAUGCGGCACUAUUGGCUUGCUUCAUGCUAUCACGAACUCCGACGUCACCAUCGUGCCCGAAAGUCCCUUGGCGAAGUUCAUCGACGAAGCGCGGGAGAAAACACCCGCCGAACGAGCCGAACUCCUUGAGAAGACCUCACUCUUCGCCGACAUCCACUCCGAAGCCGCGCAAAGCGGCCAAUCCGCCGUACCCACAAACCUCGACACCAACCUGCACUUCACCUGCUUCGUCAAAGCGCCGGCUGUACGCGUCGACGACGCUUCGCCUGCCGGCAACGCAGGAAGUACGGAAGGCGUCGCGCCGUCGGGCUUCCGCGUGCUGGAGCUCGACGGGCGGCGAGAGGGCAUUGUCGACCGCGGGGAGUGCAAGGAUUUGUUGCAUGACGUGGCACAAAUCGUAAAGGACAACUACAUGGCAGCUGCGGCCAGUAUGGAGUUCAGCAUGAUGGCUUUCGGUCCUCCGCCAGACUGGUGAAUCUGUCGACCCAAGAUUUUAGUUUCGGUGAUUCUUGUUCUUGCCCUCUGACACAACUGCUGUUUUCAUUGCCGCACAUGAACGACAUAGCCCACGAAUUGACAAUGAGGAUACGGGGGGCCGAACACUCACGUGAAUCACGCAUGACCAUGAGUGCAAGCGAAAACGUG